Molecule: messenger RNA, 2230 nt
Organism: Sphaerodactylus townsendi
Lineage: Eukaryota; Metazoa; Chordata; Lepidosauria; Squamata; Sphaerodactylidae
Product: syntaxin-3-like
Exons: 1
Coding region: 146-1045 (299 amino acids)
Biological process (GO): intracellular protein transport; synaptic vesicle fusion to presynaptic active zone membrane; exocytosis
Cellular component (GO): presynaptic active zone membrane; plasma membrane; endomembrane system
Molecular function (GO): SNAP receptor activity; SNARE binding
Source: RefSeq, a predicted model, not a curated record
UAUCCUUUUUUCUUUUUCUUUUUUUUGCUUUUAAGCGGCUGACGCAAAAGUCCCUAAACUUCCUUAAAAUCCACGUCAAAGCCGAUGGGUGUGUUUUGCCGGCAUCUUCUUCCACUGAUGUUUCCAGCCGCAACGGGAGCUGAAUAUGAAGGACAGAUUGGAGGAGCUGAAGAGCCGAGUUAACGAAGAUGGGGACUCUCUGGAACUGGACGAGGCCCUCUCCUUCGACAACCCUGUUUUCAAAGAGGGGGACAGCAACCCCAUGGGCAAAGUUUUCCAGGAGAUCAGCAGCAUCUCCUUGGCCCUUCGUAAACUGGAGGAAUUAUCUGUGAAUAUCGACAGGAAGCAGCAACAGGUGUUGUGCUGUACCACCGAGGAAAGCAUCUACAAAGAGAAACAGGAGCUGAGCCAGGUUAAAGACACUUUCACCAAGGAAGCCAAAACCAUUCAUCCCAAGCUCAACAGCAUCCAGGAGUCUCUGGCGAAGGAGGGCGAGCAGCGAUUGGCCAUCAGCCGCAUCCGCCACAACCAGCUCUUGGUCCUCAUUGGCCGCUACCGCGACAUCAUCACCCGCCACUACACCAAGGAGACCCAAUACGUGGAGAAGCUGAAGGAGCAGAUCAGAAGACAGACAGAGUUGGCAGGCUUGAGUCUGCAGGAAGAGGACAUCAGGCAGCUGGUGGAGAGCCCAAUGGCGCCGCGCAUUGUGGGGCAGGACCUGGAAGUGCUCAAAGCCAAGCAGCACCUGGCCAUGGCUCACAUGCGCCACCAACAGCUGCUCGAUUUGGAAGCUCAGAUUACCGAGCUUCACUCUCUCUUCUUGCACAUGGAGAUCCUGGUUGCGGAGCAGCAGGAGAACAUCAACAGCAUCGAAUACAACGUCUUGCACACGCUCGACUACAUCUGCCAGUCGAACCAGGAGGUCAAGAAAGCCCUCAAAUAUGAGCGGCAAUCCCGGUUUGCUGCUGCGUUGUCCGCGCUGCUGGGACUCUGUGCCUGUUGCACGUGCUUAUCCUGCAUGGCCUCCCCGAGCGUGAUACGGUGAGCGAACGAUAGGGGCAGGCCUGUGGCUGAGACCCCUCUGGACCCUUUGAUGUGCAUGCAGAGAGAGACAUUUGGGAUGGAUGUCUUUGCACGUUGAAAGACGGUCUGACUGUUAUUUUUCUAGAGAAAAAACUACUUGUCUUUGGCUUAUCAUCCUUGGGUUUCUACCAGUGCUCUGAACAAUGAUUCCUUAACACCGAUGACACAGGUUUGUUUCUCCCAUGGUAUCCUUAGGAUGAACAUUUCGAAAAGAAUGGCACCAUAGGUCAAAUUUGCUCAGAGGCCAAACCUUCUAAUGGAGACUUGGUAAUCCCGGAUGUGUCUCAGAUGGCCAAAGACUACUGAGCUCUGAGGGAAAGACACCGAGGCACUCUUUUGUAUUAUAUCUUUGCACCUUCCAGACCUAGCACUGAAAACAGGUUCUAGUAGAAACCUGAAAUCCUGAUGCACCCUGGUGAAACUCCGGGGAUUUCUGUACUAUGAUUUAGCCCAAAGGAAGUACCUGGUAUGUGGGAUCCAAUUCUAGCCUCUGGUUUUGAACUUCUGUUUUCUUUUUUUGUUGCUGCUAACAUUUGCAAUUUUCCCUUGGCUGCAUUCCAUUCAAAGAACCCCAUGUCCUCCUUUUCAGUGGAGUACUAUUUAAAAUGAUUCAGUUUGCACAGUGCUAACUUUAUUUAUUUCCCAGAUAUUUUAAUAUAAGGUAGAUUGCGUCUGCUACGGCUUUGUUUCAUUCUAUGCAUUGAAGAUUUCAAAUGGUUUCCAAUCUGAUGAUUCCUUUGCUUUUGAAUAACCUGCAGUAUGACUUAUGGGUGUUAAGUUUACAUGAAAAGUUUCGUAAAAGAAAAGAAAAAAGAAAAGAAAAAGAUCCGUGUCCUGUUACACAUCAAUUUGGGUUUCCACGUUGUGUUUGAAUUUUUAGAAUGUUUCUGUGGCAGGCAAAAAGCAUUUUCAGGGGCCCUGAUCCACCGAUCCUACAGGCGUAGCUUUGAAUUGCAUGCUGGCCGCUUCUUGAAAGGACCCACCUCAUUUAUCACCUGUUCUUGCUGUUGAUAGCCCUCUUCGGCAGCAACGUUCUCAUUAACAGGAAGUCCCCUAACCACACGAGUGCUUGCUAGCUUCCUAGUUUGUGUGAACAUAGCAUCUGAAAAAAUCCUACGUUUCCAGGGCCUGUAGGAAAACAAGGCAG